Molecule: messenger RNA, 648 nt
Organism: Aspergillus pseudonomiae
Lineage: Eukaryota; Fungi; Ascomycota; Eurotiomycetes; Eurotiales; Aspergillaceae
Exons: 1
Coding region: 54-515 (153 amino acids)
Source: RefSeq, a predicted model, not a curated record
AUCAUGGAUUCAUUGGGUCACCACUGGUCAGCUCUAUUUGCCAUUUAUGGGGCAUGUCCAUGAAAAAGCUACGAGCAUUUCCGCUUAAGGCUGACUUGAUCCAUGUGUCUGAGAACAGAUUGCAUAAUGACUCAUGUCUACUCAUCGAUAGUUAUCCUGACUCUCGCAAGCACCUUAAAAGGUUAAAACCCAUACUGCGCAGGUUAUUGGCGGUUUCGCGUAUGGAGGACAACACAUCGGGUGAGGCUCAAUAUCAAGAUGCAUCGGUUACACCGACGUUGAUCACAAUUGAAUUGUGCUGUGAAAGAAAUACAAAAAGAAAACAAUUGUGUUACAUAGUCGGGUUGCGCAAUGAGCUUGGUAUGCCCAUAAUUCGACAAGACAUGGAAUGUGGAACAUCGCGUACGAUUCGUAUCCCCCGUAUACAUUGUCGCCAAGAAAGGCAAAUGAUGGCCAAAAAAAUUCUCCGUUGUACUCGAAAAACUCGAAAAACGUGGCAACGAAGACUUUCCUGAGCCUGAAACCUGGUGCAUUGACUUCAAGGAGUUUAGUCUCGGUGGAAGGUGGGGCGGGAACUUCAAAAUCCGAUGUCCGGGUUCUUCGCCUCCUUUACGGUACAGUAUCGGGUGCGCCAGAUCCGAGAUCCUU